CAAACCCAAAAGGAGGGAAAUUCACCACGUGAUUAAAUAAUUUAACUGGGAUGCCGCCGCUCUCCAAUUUCGUUUUGUAUUGUUUUGGGAGUCUUCCAAAACUUACACGGUAGCAGCGCGUCAAAGGAGCUAGGUUUAAAGGGGUGCUCGUUCUGCCUUAAGCAUGGAGACGGAGAGCGCGAAGGAAAGCGCCGUCGUGACCGAUUUGGACAGGGACCAGCAGUAUUGUGAGCUUUGUGGAAAGAUGGAAAACCUGCUUAAAUGUGGACGAUGUCGGAACUCGUUCUACUGUAGUAAAGAACACCAGAAAUCGGACUGGAAGAAGCACAAGCAGUUUUGCAAAGAGGCCGAAAAACCUCAGUGUCAGCCGCAGCCCGAAUCAACACAACAGCCCGCACGGACUGGCAAAGGAGGGCAAGGCAAGCGGUUCAAAAAGAAAAGCACCGAGCAACAGAAUGACACAGCUUCUCAGAGCACCACAAACACUGGACGUUCAAAUCCGCCUGCAGAUGGCGAAAGAAUGAAAUAUUUGAUCACUUCGGCAACUCGCUCGGGUAGUGUGUCUGACAGCAAGCAGACUGGGGAAGGAAUUAAGCUCAGCUAUAAGACCAACGGACAAACGAUGUCCCCCCCGGAAAAACUGGCUAUGAACUAUAUCGUUCCAUGUAUGAAUAAGCACGGCAUCUGUGUUGUUGACAAUUUCCUUGGAGAAGAGACUGGACUGAGUAUUUUGGAAGAUGUGAGAGCCCUCCACAAGACUGGUAAAUUUACUGACGGACAGUUGGUUAGUCAAAGAAGCGACUCCACUAAAGAUAUACGAGGAGACAAAAUAACUUGGACUGAAGGAAGAGAGCCUGGUUGCGAGAAGAUAGCCUUUCUCAUGAGUCGCAUGGACGACUUGGUCCGACACUGUAAUGGUAAACUGGGAAACUACAAAAUAAAUGGAAGGACGAAAGCUAUGGUGGCCUGUUACCCAGGAAACGGGACUGGGUAUGUACGCCACGUGGAUAACCCUAACGGCGAUGGGAGAUGUGUAACAUGUAUUUACUAUCUCAAUAAAGACUGGGAGGCUAAGGAACACGGAGGAAUCCUGAGGAUUUUCCCAGAGGCCAAGGCACAGUUUGCCGACAUCGAACCUAAGUUCGACCGCCUGCUCUUCUUCUGGUCGGACCGGCGGAACCCCCAUGAGGUGCAGCCGGCAUACCACACCAGGUAUGCCAUAACAGUGUGGUAUUUUGAUGCCGAUGAACGAGCUCGGGCCAAGGAGAAAUACCUAACAAGUGCAGGAGAAAAGGGAGUAAAGGUAGAAUUGAACAAGCCGUCGAAUCUGAGCUAAUAUGAGAGAAGCGGUUGGUCCUGAGGCGCCACUGCCAUCACCUGCUGCUGCUGUGGACAGAUUCGGAAAGAGGGAUGGAUGGAUGGAUGGAAGGAAGGAAGGUGGGAUGAAGAGGAGAGAGAAGAAAGAAACCAACUUGGACUAGUCCGCUUUCUUUACACUUAAUAUCCAAAGUUGACACACACACACACAGACAGACCCUGAAUGUGAUGUCAUUGCACUGCAAGGACUCAUCAUUAUUUCCCAAGUUUCUGUUUUUGCUUGUUGCUUUGAUUUUUUGCCUUUAUUAUGUGUAAAUUAGCUUUGGAGAAAAAAAAUAUGUAUGGAGUGAGCCGAAUGCAAAGAAGUUAUAUUCUUGUGAAUUUUGGGGUGAUGUAAGAAGGGUACCCAUAUGUGCUUAUCUGUCAGACGGGUUGUCAAGGUCUCCAUCGGCUGGAUCUCUCACUGUUAAAAUAGAAAAAAAGGUACAGAAGAUUGUGUAUGAUGUCCCUCGACUGGAGGUUGUCACACACACUGUCCGGCUAUUGCCUGAUGCACACCAUAAGGCCGACUCAAACCGUACUGUGCUGAUUUGGAUACUUUCUUUUCAC
Oncorhynchus mykiss (rainbow trout) is the source of this 1926-nucleotide messenger RNA. It is a transcript of the gene egln1, whose product is annotated as egl nine 1-like protein. Gene Ontology annotation, molecular function: peptidyl-proline 4-dioxygenase activity; L-ascorbic acid binding; ferrous iron binding. Gene Ontology annotation, biological process: cellular response to hypoxia; peptidyl-proline hydroxylation to 4-hydroxy-L-proline. The record is from RefSeq and is marked provisional. Gene Ontology annotation, cellular component: cytoplasm; nucleus. NCBI's taxonomy places the organism in Eukaryota, Metazoa, Chordata, Actinopteri, Salmoniformes, Salmonidae.